CUCCUCCUUCCCUUCUCUCUCCACAUAACCCCAAUUCACUCAGAUUCACUUUAUCUCCCAUAACCAUUUUUAUGGUAAAUUUUUCUGCGUAUUUUUGAGUUUCAGGAGGAAACUCGCCGCCGACUGUUCGACGAUCAUGAACCAAUCUCAGCUUCUGAACCGAAGUUACCACCCUUGGCCACCACCUUUACCACCACGGCCCACAAUGGUACCGGAAAAUCAACAAACUUUCCGUGUGUUACAAAGACCUUGUUUUACUCCCGGGAGCGUAAACAGGAGUGAUUGGAAACUCCAAAACCUUUACAACUCCGAUUUUCAGAAACCCCACCGUUUGAACAAACCCCGCCGGUUUUUUCAGAAGAAGAAACAGAGAGAUAAUUAUCGUUUUACCCCUUUCACCCCGCAUAACACGACAUCGUUCCUAAUCCGUGCGAAAAAAUCCGGGGGACUUACUUCUUUGGUUUCCCCUUGUCCGGUGACUCCGGCUGUUUUACCGACGCCGAAGUUUUCCCCGGCGAGGGAGAUUUUAGCUGAUGUAGCGAAGGAAGAGUGGGGUGUAGACGGGUACGGGUCGAUGAACGGGUUGAUCCGGGUCCGAUCACCUGAAAACGAGCCAGAAGAAGAAGAUGAAGGAGAAGGGGUUAUUGUAUCCUGGAACAGUGAUGUUGAGGAAGUGGAGAAGAGGUUAAGCCAUGACUUGAGCCGUUUUGAGAUGAUAUAUGACCCGAUAAAUGGUGGGUUGGGUCGCGAUACGUAUGAUUUUGGUUACAGAGUUGACGAUGUGGAGGAACAUAUUGAGAGAUUGGAGGAGGAAAACAUGGAGUUGAAGGAGAAAAUGUUUGUAAUGGAGAGGGAAUUGGAGGAAUUGCGGAAAAGGGUUCGGUAUUUGGAAGGUGAAGAUGAUAAUGGAGAUGGAAAUGAGUCGGAUAAUGAAGCUGGUUCUGAGAAAAGUGUAGGAGAUUGAGGUGGCGAUGGAGAUGGAGAAGAAGAAGAAGGAUCUGUAUAGUUUAGUUUUGUAUCUAAGUGUAGAUCUUAGAUAUUAAUCUUAUCUUUUAGUUGUUAACUUUUGAUGAGUAGAAGUAAUUGUAGUAGUAAUCCUUUGAUCUGACUAAUAAAACUAGAUCAACUUUGAUUGCUCAAUCAAGCUGAAUAUUUUAGUUA
This is a messenger RNA of Solanum pennellii, 1161 nucleotides long. RefSeq lists its product as uncharacterized. The transcript has a single exon. The coding region runs from base 137 to 964 and encodes 275 amino acids. NCBI's taxonomy places the organism in Eukaryota, Viridiplantae, Streptophyta, Magnoliopsida, Solanales, Solanaceae. The record is from RefSeq and is a predicted model, not a curated record.